Molecule: messenger RNA, 2000 nt
Organism: Haemorhous mexicanus (house finch)
Lineage: Eukaryota; Metazoa; Chordata; Aves; Passeriformes; Fringillidae
Gene: PAQR7
Product: progestin and adipoQ receptor family member 7
Exons: 2
Coding region: 782-1813 (343 amino acids)
Biological process (GO): response to steroid hormone
Cellular component (GO): plasma membrane
Molecular function (GO): nuclear steroid receptor activity; steroid binding
Source: RefSeq, a predicted model, not a curated record
CGGCUCAUCCCCAUCCCAGGGGAGGGGGAAGCAUCCCGGGCUGCCCAGGCUCGGCCGGGCUGGAGCUGCUGCCCUGCGGGGGCUCAGGUGGAUCGGGGGCUGCUCGGAGCUGGAGAAACCCCGUGGUGGUUGGAAAAUGAAAGCUGCGUGUGCUUUCGGAGGCUUUGGGAGGCUGUGCCGCUGUGUGGCGGGAGCAAACAGCGAUGUAAACAGCCGGGGGCGAGUCUUUAUCAUCACAGAAAAAUCCAGCGGGUGGGGUGGAUGCUGCUGGGCAGAGGAAACGCUGCGGAGGAAACGCCAGGCGGCCGAGGCAGCGUUACCGCCAGCUUUGCGGAGGUGCAGGCUGUUAUUUGGAGUACGAGGCAAUGAAGGAUUUCCAGGAUGCGCUCCCUUCAUAACGGAGCGUUGCUCAAGGCUCCGUAGUUGGGAAGAGCUCGGCGAAUGAAAUCCUGCUCCGACAAGUUUUGGAGGAGCCGAAGUAAACACCGCUCCCUUUCCCCGGCUGCUCCUGACACGGCAUCUCCCCGGGCCGCCUUUCCCGCAGGAAUUUCUCUUCUGGGAGCCGCGGCGGGGUCGAGCUGUGAGCUGAGAGCUGAGAGCUGAGAGCUGUGAGCUGUGAGCUGUGAGCUGUGAGCUGUGAGCUGUGAGCUGUGAGCUGAGAGCUGAGAGCUGAGGAGAGCUGAGAGCUGAGAGCUGAGCCCCCUCCCCUGCGCCCGGAGGCAGCGGCAGCCCCGGCACCCAGGUAAUUUCGCAGAGCAAGGACGCGGAGUUUGGCCUGACCAUGGCCAUGGUGGUGCUGGAGAAGCUGAGCCAGCUCUUCAUCAGCGUGAGGCAGCUGCCGGGGCUGCUGGGGCCGCUGUCCCCGGGCACGGUGAGCAGCGCCGAGGUGCCCCCGGUGUUCUGGAAGCCCUACAUCCACGUCGGCUACCGGCCCGUGCGCCAGACCUGGCGCUACUACUUCUCCACGCUCUUCCAGCAGCACAACGAGGCCGUCAACGUGUGGUCGCACCUGGCGGCCGCGCUGGUGCUGCUGCUGCGCCUGCAGCACCUCUGGCAGCGCGUGGACUUCGGGCAGGACGCGCACGCCCGGCCCCUGCUCAUCAUCCUGGCCGCCGCCAUCACCUACCUGACCUUCAGCAGCCUGGCCCACCUGCUGCAGGCCAAGUCCGAGUUCUGGCACUACAGCUUCUUCUUCAUGGACUACGUGGGGGUGGCCGUGUACCAGUACGGCAGCGCCCUGAGCCACUUCUACUACGCCAUCGAGCCGGGCUGGCACCGCCUCGUGCGCGGCUUCUUCCUGCCGCUGGCGGCGGCGCUGGCCUGGCUGUCCUGCGCCGGUUCCUGCUACGCCAAGUUCCACUUCCACCCGCGCUGCUCGCUGCCCGGCCGCCUGUGCCAGGAGCUGCCCUCGGGGCUGGCCUACCUGCUGGACAUCAGCCCCGUGCUGCACCGCAUCUGCACGGCCGCGCGCCCCGACCCCGCCCUGCUCUACCACAAGUGCCAGGUGCUCUUCUUCCUCCUGGGAGCCUUCUUCUUCUCCCAUCCCUACCCCGAGAAGUGGUUCCCCGGGAGGUGCCACUUCGUGGGGCAGAGCCACCAGAUCUUCCACGUGUUCCUGGUGCUCUGCACGCUGGCGCAGAUCGAGGCCGUGGUGCUGGACUACGAGUCCAGGAGGGAGAUCUACUCCUCCCUCCAGCAGGGCCUGGCUCAUGACUUCUCGGCCCUGUUCCUGCUCACCGUCACCUGCUCCGUCCUCACGGCCGCCUACAUGGCCCGCAGGGUGAGGAACAAGCUGGGCCUCAAGGAAGAGUAAAGUGAGCUCAGCCCAAACCCAGCACCAAGCCCCCAGAUGCUGCUUCAGGAACUGUUACUCAGCAAGUGCUUUCUAUAGGGAAUGAGAGAUGCUUUUAAUGCUUUUUUAAUCCAGCCUAAGUUCCGGCUUGCUCACAGAAUGGUACAGGGUUCAUGAAGUUCAGCUCAGAAUAAACAGUUGGAACAAA